This is a messenger RNA of Salvelinus namaycush (lake trout), 1016 nucleotides long. RefSeq names its product polypeptide N-acetylgalactosaminyltransferase 12-like. The annotation marks the transcript as partial. The record is from RefSeq and is a predicted model, not a curated record. The transcript is spliced from 4 exons. Gene Ontology annotation, cellular component: Golgi apparatus. NCBI's taxonomy places the organism in Eukaryota, Metazoa, Chordata, Actinopteri, Salmoniformes, Salmonidae.
GAGGCCUUUGGGGAUGUGACAGACAGGAGGAAGCUCAGGACCCAGUUAGGAUGUAACGACUUCAAGUGGUACCUGGAGAACAUCUAUCCUGAUAUCCACGUUCCUGAGGACAGGCCUGGGACAUUUGGAAUGCUGAAGAACAGAGGCAUGUCCAGCUACUGCUUUGACUACAAUCCUCCUGACGACCAUAACCUGGUGGGCCACCGAAUCAUCCUCUACCCCUGUCAUGGCAUGGGACAAAACCAGUUCUUUGAGUACUCCAGUAAGAGAAGUGAGAUCCGCUAUAACACCAGGGACCCAGCAGGGUGCGCUGUGGGGGACGCCGUCUCCACCUACCUGACUGUGCACCUGUGCAAGAAUCCCCGGCAGCCUGUGCCACAGGACCAGAAGUUUGUCCUCAGAGAGGAUGGCACCCUUUACCACAUGAUGACCGAGAAGUGUGUCCAGGCCGUGGACAAGACGGACAAUGGCAGCCGUGCCCCCGCCCUGCGGCCCUGCUCGAACCACGCCAACCAGAAGUGGUUCUUUGAGGAGAGGGGGGCAUAAUGGAGCGAGCCAGACAAACUCUAACACUGGGGAGGAGGGCCAACCAAACCCAUAUCCUGUAGUUGAGGGAGAGGGCUGGAGGCCCCAAGACCCAUACUCAGGUCCAGUGUCCCUAUGCUGUGGAGAUAGCCUGGGUCGCAUUCACUAGGAACUAAACAGAAAAACACUUGCCGAAACGGGGAGGUACUAAUUGAAUUAGUGCAAUUGGAAUCACUUGUUUUUGUUUUCUAUUGCACACUGUUUUGAAUCGUUGUGCCCUAAUGAAUAUUACCCAAGUCAGGCGAAGGAGGAACCGCUAUCUUACCUCCUGUAUCUAUGCACAACGUGUACUUGCUCGACAACGUUUGAUAUUUGAUAUUAACACAUACCACAUAUCUGCUUCUCCAAUCUUUUUAUUAAAUCUUUUUAACAUUGUUUGGGUUUUCAAACACAAUUUUACAUCCAGUGUAUAGUGUGGGAUUUAAUGACAA